GUCCACUCGCUCUGCCUUUCUCUGCCUGGCACGUCUUGGUAAACUUUGCGCCUGGCCUGCUGCAUCCCAACUCGAACGGAACCCCAGAUUCAAGGAUUCAACGAGUCUAGAAAGUAACCCUGCAUCAGACAGAUCGAAUCAGGUCCGUUGGCCACAAGGGUCACGAGGAGGGACACAACAAACGAAGAAGAAAAGAAACGAACCCACGAGCGGGCAGACUACCACAUCACAGAUCGAUCAUCAAUCACUCAUCACCACCUCGACCUCCUCCACUCGCACCCGUCUCUUCCUCCCUCUCUUCCUUCUCUUAUUUGACCAAACUUUCCCCCCUCCCUCACUCCCCGAAUUAAAACAAUGUCCUACCGCUUCACGGCCACCGAGGCUACUAUCGCAGACGUUGGCUAAGACUUGCCUAAACCAACAUCUCACUCGAACGCUCUAAACUCAUUCACUUACGCCCCCGCUCUCAUUCGAACACACCGCUCGCUGACGCUCACACUCACUUUACACUCUUGUCACCUCAGGUCGCCCAGUCCCUCGGCAUCGCCCCCAAUAUUCGCCCAGGAUUCCCGGCGCGGCUUCCAGACCCGUUUCACAUCGGCCUCUCUGUAGCACCCCGGGUUCCAAGCAGUUUCAACCCUCCGUGACGAGGGGAUCCCCGGUCGCCCAGCCGACCAGCCGCCAGAUCUCUUUCUCACUCUCCUCACUGCUGUACAGCGGGCACAUAUCCUGUCGACGGUGCACCAAUACCUCGACCAUCGACAACAUCGUUCGACCGUCUCCCGCCCUGGGCUCACUAUGGAUAAUGUUGUCAGCUCAUUCGGGAGGGGCAUCUCCCGCGCUGCCCGCGGCGUCCGCAAAAAGGUUCAGGGUUCCCAAGAUGAUCAGCAACCAUCUCAGUCAUCCGCGGCUUCAUCGGCCCCAUCCUUAACCGCUUCGUCCACCAGCGCCGAGGACACUCCCGUACCCGCUCACGCUCCCGCACCGACCACUGAACCCGAUCUUGAAGCUCAACUUCCGGCUCACACGGCCUCUCAAUCUCACUACACGGCCCUGCCGCUCACAUCACCACUGCCGCCUUUCACACCGACUAUUAACUCACCGGAGCCGGCCUCACCGUCGCCCCCUCACUCCGCUCAUGAGCAUCACGCUCAUACGCUUCCAACCCUAACACUGGGCCCAUCAGCCCAACCCCCCACCCAAGAUGACGCAACCCUCCAGGCUCUCACCGGCGCUCACCCCGCCGAGUCUUCGAAUGCCCAGACCUUGACGAACAACAUCACAACUCAAACACUCACCGUCCCGGGCCCGCAGUCUCAACCCGUAUCGCCAUUAUCGCCUCCGCCCGCUAUACUUCACUCACCCAGCGCACCUUUGGCUUCUCCCAUAUUUACACCCUCAGCCAUAUCAUUCGCGCCUCAGGUCCACCCCAACUCACCGGCGCCCCAACCUCUCAACCUCUCAGCCGCAGCCUCACCAGCUCAGUACCUGCCCUCGCCCCUCGAGUCACCUCUACCCCUCGAACUCGAGCAGCAACUGUCCUGUAAAGAUGGCGGCUCAAUACGACCUACCAGCGCCCGAAGCGCCCGGCCUCGCACAUCCCGCUCACGCCGAGACUCAGUUAUUGAAAAGGUCGCCUCGCUCGAUCCCCGACGACGCUCUCGUAUUCUAGGUCCCAAGACAGGGAAUAGUCUCAUGGAUCUCCCGCCUGAGCUCCAUCUCAUGAUCAUCGACUACCUGGAGUUUGGCGAACUAGAGAACCUGCGCCGCACGUGCCGCUUCUACCGUAACUUUCUCACAAAGGAGACCAUUCGCGACCUUUUCGGCGAGCAAUUCCGCCUCGCUUUACUGGCGCAUUGCUACAUCUGCCUCAAGUACGACCCCACACGCGGCAGCUUGCUCUGGGCAGACUAUAACCAUCCGCGGUAUCCUCUCGCCAGUAAAUGUGUCGACUGUGCGUAUCAGAAGAAUGAGCUGGCGGUAGGCAAGAAGGUGGCGCUGGGCAAUUACGCGAGUGUAUGGAUCUGUCGCUGGUGCGGGUAUCCCGUCGCCACUGCUUCGGCGCCCAACCAGCCCGAGUUCCACAAGGGCUGCUAUAAUCACUACAAUAAUGUCCUGCUGGUGUAUUUCGUCUUGGGGUGGAUUCAGCUGAGCCUCGGUAUCGUCGCCGGUGCGCUCUGCUGGAGGUACUUUAAAGACGAGAUUCUCGUCUUGGUGCCGUCUAUUGUCGCUUUUGUCUUACUGUGGUGGUGUCUGGCUCUCCUCGUCGUCAGAGGCGAACACAAGCGCACGUAUCACUUUUCGUUGAUCCUUGAAACGGCGAUACUCGGUCUUUGGUGUCUACCAAUCUACGUUCUCGUCAAAGAUGUGGAAGACGGCAUAGCUGGACUGUUCGACAGACGGGUUACAGUAACCCUGGUCUUUAUCGUAUUGAACAUGUUCUUCCGCCUCCUCAAUGUUUUGGGUAACAUUGUUCUCACACUCGAAUGGCGACACUUUGCGCGUAAGAAGCCCCGACUCACACCCGCAGCCAGAUUCUUCAACAUGAUCCUCGCUGGGCUCGUGUACUGGACCUACCCCCAAGCUGUGGAACAGGAGUACCCGCCGCAAUACCACUUCAUCAACACCGGCCGACGACGAGUCAAGAGAAUUCUCGCUGAGAGAAACGCACAGCGGCAGCGACAACAGCAGCAGCAAAUUAUGACGAUGAUGUAUUAAACGCUAUCAAGAACGACACAACACAUAUGACGCAAAGACGUCAAGCAACGACCCGCAAACCCGGAGUUUGGUAAUGAAAGAGGAUCCGCCAGAGCGAUGACUGUUUUAUUGAUUGCAAGCGUAAUGGAUGCGGCUGGCGUGGAAUUGGGAUCACAUGGUCUUUUAUUUUGGGCAGAUUUGCCACGGCGAAUACCAUGGCGUACAGAGUGUAUGAUUGCAGGCGAUACCUGCCCAAAAGCCUGUUGGGUCUCACAGUACGACAUGGCGCUGGUAAUGACCAUGGCAAUCAGUUUUGAUGAAAUUUCGAUGCUUACCAAGUUGAACCUGGAAGAUGUUUGAAGGGUUCAUGAAGAGAAGAGAAGAGGUGUGAUUAGAGAC
Colletotrichum scovillei is the source of this 3096-nucleotide messenger RNA. RefSeq names its product F-box domain-containing protein. NCBI's taxonomy places the organism in Eukaryota, Fungi, Ascomycota, Sordariomycetes, Glomerellales, Glomerellaceae. The coding region runs from base 799 to 2718 and encodes 639 amino acids. Gene Ontology annotation, molecular function: protein binding. The transcript is spliced from 3 exons. The record is from RefSeq and is a predicted model, not a curated record.